AUAUAUAUAUGCUUUACCCCCAUAUACUCUCCAUCACUCUAGUCCGCGAUUCUUUACUUUCAAGAAGAUGGCAAAAAGAGACGAUGAAACAGAAGGUAUAGAGAAGUCGAGGGAUCAAUAUGGGGAGGAGGAGCAAAACGGAGACAUAAAGAGAGAGACAUGGAUGGAGACGAAGAAGCUAUGGCGUAUCGUUGGACCGGCCAUAUUCGCCAGAAUCUCGACAUACUCGAUCUUCGUCAUCACUCAGGCCUUUGCUGGCCACCUCGGGGAGCUAGAACUCGCCGCCAUUGCUAUAGUCCAAAACGUCAUCAUUGGCUUCAGCAUCGGCCUCUUUCUUGGAAUGGCGAGUGCGUUGCAGACGCUGUGCGGACAAGCGUUUGGAGCGAAGAAGUAUGACAUGUUGGGAGUGUAUAUGCAACGAUCUUGGAUCGUUCUCUUUUUAUUUGCCAUCUUACUCCUUCCUGUGUACUUGUUUGCGUCUCCGAUUCUUAAGUUCUUCGGCCAGCCUGAAGACGUUGCCAAGCUCUCCGGUACCGUGGCCUUUUGGACCAUUCCUACUCAUUUCGUGUUUGCCUUAUAUUUUCCUCUCAGCCGAUUCUUGCAGUGUCAGCUCAAGAAUAGGGUGGUUGCACUUUCUUCUGGGGUGGCACUUGUAGUUCACAUAUUUGUGUGCUGGCUUUUUGUGUAUGGUCUUAAACUUGGACCCAUAGGGACUAUGGCUACUAUUAACGUGUCAUGGUGCCUCAAUGUCCUCAUCUUAUUUACGUACGCCACUUGUGGCGGUUGUCCACUCACUUGGACUGGUUUCUCCAUUGAAGCUUUCACCAGACUAUGGGAAUUCGCUAAGCUCUCUGCUUCUUCUGGAAUCAUGCUUUGCUUGGAGAAUUGGUAUUAUAAGAUUCUAAUAAUGAUGACUGGAAAUCUGAAGGAUACAAAAAUUGCUGUCGACUCUUUGUCUAUAUGCAUGUCAAUAAAUGGUUUGGAGAUGAUGAUACCACUUGCUUUCUUUGCCGGGACCGGCGUGAGAGUGGCGAAUGAGUUAGGAGCAGGCAAUGGAAGAGGAGCAAGAUUUGCAAUGAUCAUAUCAGUGACAGAGUCGUUAAUCAUCGGAAUAGUAUUUUCGAUGCUUGUAGUAUUUCUUCAUGAUCAAAUCGGCUGGAUCUUCUCUUCAAGUGACACUAUCAUAAAAGCAGUUAAUGACCUUUCUAUUCUUCUAGCCUUUACUAUUCUUCUCAACAGUAUCCAACCGGUUCUUUCUGGUGUUGCUGUUGGUUCGGGUUGGCAAUCAUUCGUGGCAUAUAUAAAUUUGGGAUGCUAUUAUUUCAUCGGACUUCCACUUGGAUUUGUCAUGGGCUGGAUUUUCAAGUAUGGUGUCAAGGGCAUUUGGGCUGGUAUGAUAUUCGGAGGAACCGGGAUUCAAACACUGAUACUGAUUUUUAUUGUUAUGAGAUGUGACUGGGAAAAAGAGGCACAAAAAGCAAGUGUGCACGUUAAGAAAUGGUCUGUCUCAAACUCAAGAAACUGAAGAUUGUAUCAGAUAUAUAUAAAUUACACAAGUGCACAUUCCAAAUAUUUAGAUCAUGUCGAUCGUGUGAAACAUAUUAUCAUAUAUAUAUUUUUUUUUGAACAUCUAUCCUAUCGUUUCAAUGACUCAAUCUUACAUGAUUGGUUUAUUGAAAUGGGCAAGUAAUAAGAUGGGUGUAUGAACAUGGUUCGCAUUUGGAUAAAUAACACAAUAAUAACAUAA
Messenger RNA from Brassica napus (rape), 1747 nucleotides. Its product is annotated as protein DETOXIFICATION 28. Gene Ontology annotation, molecular function: antiporter activity; xenobiotic transmembrane transporter activity. Gene Ontology annotation, biological process: xenobiotic detoxification by transmembrane export across the plasma membrane. The record is from RefSeq and is a predicted model, not a curated record. NCBI's taxonomy places the organism in Eukaryota, Viridiplantae, Streptophyta, Magnoliopsida, Brassicales, Brassicaceae. Gene Ontology annotation, cellular component: membrane. The transcript has 9 exons. Bases 68 to 1525 code for a protein of 485 amino acids.